AUGUGUCGAGUUGGAUCGGAAACAUUGUCUAGCAAGAUGAAGUUCGUUGUCGCACUCAUAGCCGGUUUGGCCAUUGUGGCCUCAGUCGACGCUUCCCCCUCUAUCGGGAACGAAGUCUACAUCUCCAGUGCCGUUCGGGAUAUUAUCGAUGCUAUCAGAGGUAACAUUCAGGAGAAAAUCGAUGAGCUGCAGAAGCGCCGCCUGGAACUCCUCGAACAGUGGAGGAAAGCCACCGACGAAGCCAAGGAGGAAAUCAAGAAGUCACUGGACAGGAUCAGCGACGAGGUCCGGGCUCAGGUCCAGCAACUUUUGGAUGUAAUCAAAGCGGCUAUUCGCAAAGACGACGAGUCCUACUUCAGGGAGGCGAUCGUCGCCAAGAUACGUGAAUACCGCAAGAAGGCCAAGGAGAUCCUCCAACGAGUCUCCGAAAUAGUCCGCCGAGAAGCCGCCGUCAUAUCCGAAGAAGCAAAGACUCGUUUCGAGGAACAGAAGCAGAGGCUCAUGGACCAAGUUCAGAAAGUCAAUGAAGAGAUCAAACAAGUCGUGACCGAAAUCAUCAACGGUGAGCGGGAAUCGUAUACUGUCGGAGCCGAGGCGUAUUCCCCCGAGACCAGCGCAAUUCGAGCGAAAAUUAACGGCCUCCUCCAAAAAAUACGGGAGCUCACCAUGAAGGCAAGCGACGCCGUCGGAACUCAGAGAGACAAGUUCGGGAGUCAACUCAGAGAAGUUAGAGACGAGCUUGCUCUUGCUCUCAAAGACCUCCGUAACGCCGUCCGGGAAAUCAUGGGAAUGGAGCCACUGACCUACAGCUUCGAAAACGAUCUAGAUGAUCAUUACAUCGUCGAUACCGUCAAGGGACUCCGACAGAAAUUGAACGAGAAGCUCGAGCAAGUCAAGGGCUACGUUGAGAUGAUCAAAGUCGCCCACGGGCUCCUGAAGGAACAAUUGAGGGCGGGUCUCGAGACUGCCAAAGAACAAAUCAAGGAUCUCAAAGAGCAGAUCCUGCAAAAAGUCAAGGAGGAGCUCAACAAGCCCGUAGAGGAAUAGAUCGAACAUGAGGAUGAUUAGAAUAAAUAUCCAAGCUCCAAAUCGGAAGACGGGAUCCGCUGAGAUUUAUCGCGCCUUCAUAGGUUGACUAUGUAAUACUGUGGACUGUAGACAGAUCCAAUAAACCCUGAGACCAUGA
This is a messenger RNA of Galendromus occidentalis (western predatory mite), 1186 nucleotides long. Its product is annotated as protein CROWDED NUCLEI 3. The coding region runs from base 1 to 1047 and encodes 348 amino acids. NCBI's taxonomy places the organism in Eukaryota, Metazoa, Arthropoda, Arachnida, Mesostigmata, Phytoseiidae. The record is from RefSeq and is a predicted model, not a curated record. The transcript has 3 exons.